This is a messenger RNA of Anopheles darlingi, 711 nucleotides long. RefSeq lists its product as uncharacterized. NCBI's taxonomy places the organism in Eukaryota, Metazoa, Arthropoda, Insecta, Diptera, Culicidae. The transcript has 2 exons. The coding region runs from base 104 to 295 and encodes 63 amino acids. The record is from RefSeq and is a predicted model, not a curated record.
AAUACUUGGUCUCUAGUGUUCGAUCAUCAGGCGGCUUUAGACAGCUCUAGUGCUUUAUCGUACCCCCGGUAGCAGUAGAAAGAGAAACCAGAAUAAUCCCAAAAUGCGGUUCUUGAUUGCAACUAUUGCCCUGUUCGUUCUGGCCGUGGCACUUGUGUCCGCUCUUCCGGCGGUGAACGAUGAGUCAAUCAUUGGCGGCGAUGUGUACGAGGCGGAGGUUGAUAGCUUCAACCCGCAGGAUCCGCAAGCCUUCCUGAAGCUGAAGAAGCUGAAGAAGUUGCUGUUCCUCGGAUAGAUCCCUCUAGGAUAGCUGUAGCCACCGUCAACGUGCCAAAGUGUCCCUUCAAUAUCCUGGGGAAUCGCCUCUGGCUGGCCUGAACCUUGCUGGCCGGCACUUCACUCCAAUCAUUCUUCCCUUCACUUCCACUCCUAGCGAUAGAAGCAUUUCCUUUCCUGGCACCACCGGUCCCGAUGCCGUAUCCUAAGUGUUUUAUUAACGUUAAGUCAGUGUGUGUGUUUUUUUCUGAAAUGAAAAUGUUUCAAGUUUGCUCAAGAAGUGUCCGUCAAAUCAAUCAAAGCUCCACUAGUGUUGCUCCGCAUCUUCAUUGGUUCAAUGAAAAAGGAGUCAAAAACCCAAGGCCAUCCUUAUUAAUGCAUCCAAACCAUCCAUUGUACUGAAAGGAAUAAAAGUGCCACCAUGUUUUCCGAUGA